Molecule: messenger RNA, 324 nt
Organism: Funneliformis caledonium
Lineage: Eukaryota; Fungi; Glomeromycota; Glomeromycetes; Glomerales; Glomeraceae
Source: the annotation of a GenBank genome assembly
AUGAAUCAUGAUGAUGACAAUGAUUCCAAGGGUAUAUAUAGUAGUAUUAAACCCACCGUUAAUAAAGUUGGUUGUACUUCUGAGAAGUUUCCUUGGUUUGGUAAUGAUUUAAAUUGGAUUAAAGGUGUAUGUAGGCAACAAAUCUUUGAAAAAAAGAUCGUGGAUUAUGAACAUUUUAUUUCUGAAAGGGUUGAAGUUUAUAAACUUUUUCAUAAAAGCAAUGAUCACGUUCUUUAUGAAACUUUCUAUGAUGAUUCAAUAGCUGAUGAUUAUGAUUUUACUACUGAAAUAAUUAGUGAAGAUGAAAGGCCUAGAUCCCAAUAA